AUGCUACCAUCAUUCCUCCUCGCAGCUGUUGCCUUGCUCCCAGGAGCUUUGUCUCUUCCACAAUUUGGGGAUGUCCUUCAUGGGGAAGACUCAAACGCAACUCUAGAGGCUAGACAGGGCUACUAUUGGUCAUUCUGGUCUGAAGGAAGUGGCAACUGGAACUGCAGGAACGGCAAUGGGGGCUCUUACACAGCGACCUGGUCGGGCAACAACGGAGGGUUCGUCUGCGGCAAGGGAUGGAGCCCAGGUGGUGCCCGGACCGUGAAGUACAGUGGCACUUACGUUCCAAAGGGGCCCGGCUAUCUCGCUAUUUACGGCUGGACUACGAAUCCUCUGAUCGAGUAUUAUAUCAUGGAUUCUCAUGGAGACCUUGCACCUAACGAGCCAUGGACCGCCAAGGGCAACUUUACGAUAGCAGGAGAAGGAACUUACCAAGUGUACACCAGUACUCGAGUCAACAAACCAUCGAUCGUCGGCACAGCCACUUUCCAGCAAUACUGGUCUGUCCGUAAUGAGACCAGAGUGGGCGGAACAAUCUCCACCCAACAACACUUCAACGCUUGGAGGUCAUUCGGCAUGAACAUGGGCAACCACAACUACAUGAUCUUAGCAACGGAGGGCUACACCAACGGCGCGAACGGGCCCAGUGGGACAGCUUCACUCACCCUUAGUUAA
This is a messenger RNA of Xylaria bambusicola, 675 nucleotides long. RefSeq names its product xyn11C. Gene Ontology annotation, biological process: xylan catabolic process. The coding region runs from base 1 to 675 and encodes 224 amino acids. The record is from RefSeq and is a predicted model, not a curated record. Gene Ontology annotation, molecular function: hydrolase activity, hydrolyzing O-glycosyl compounds. The transcript is spliced from 4 exons. NCBI's taxonomy places the organism in Eukaryota, Fungi, Ascomycota, Sordariomycetes, Xylariales, Xylariaceae.